AUGGCACACCCAAUUCUCUCUCGUCCUCUCUUCUUAACCCCCCGAAGAUCCCUCAUCUCUCUCUCCUCCUGUCCAUCCAAAUCCCGUCGACUCCAUCUUCUGUGUCCCGCAAUCACCACUCCGACUCCGCCUACCACCAAAACUCCCCGUCAACGACAAUCCCUCUCUAGGAAAGGAGAACUACAUCCCCGCCCCUAUCAUUCCCAACAUCAUCCAGACCCCCCAGUACAUGGAUACACCAAUUCGCAAACAGCCAUCCUCUCCGCAGCUCUGCAUCACAUCCCCCGUCAUGGCUUCACCCGCGACGCUUUGACGCUCGGCGUUCGUGACGCCGGCUUUCUCGACGUCUCCAUUCAAUUGUUCCCCCGCGCCGAGUUCGAUCUCAUCCUGUUCUGGCUGGCUAGUCGGCGGGGAUUGUUGCGCGCCAGCGUCGAUGACGGGCUCUUGGAUUCGAAUGGCUCCGUGGAUGAGAAGAUUAAAGUCUUGAUUCUGGAACGGCUACGUAUGAAUUUGGAGGUUAGACAUCAAUGGCAAGAUGCUCUCGCUCUCAUGUCCCUCCCCUCGAAUAUUCCCCUCUCCCUUUCCGAACUCCACGCCUUAUCUGACGAUAUCCUGCAUCUCGCUGGGGAUCGCUCCGUCGAUCAGUCAUGGUAUACCAGGCGAUUGGCGGUGUCGGCGGUCUAUGCCUCCGCGGAGGUUGUCAUGACGCGCGACUCUGGGUCCGAUUUUGCGACGACCGAGGCGUUCGUCGAUCGCCGUCUGGAGGAUACCAAGGCCAUUGGUGAUAAGUUGAGUUGCAUGAAACAGUGUCUGGGAUUUAUGGGGUCGACGGCGGUCGGACUGGGGAGGAGUUGGGGGUUGAAGAUUUGA
Messenger RNA from Aspergillus tanneri, 870 nucleotides. RefSeq lists its product as uncharacterized. Gene Ontology annotation, molecular function: lipid binding. Gene Ontology annotation, cellular component: mitochondrial inner membrane. Bases 1 to 870 code for a protein of 289 amino acids. The record is from RefSeq and is a predicted model, not a curated record. Gene Ontology annotation, biological process: ubiquinone biosynthetic process. The transcript has 2 exons. NCBI's taxonomy places the organism in Eukaryota, Fungi, Ascomycota, Eurotiomycetes, Eurotiales, Aspergillaceae.